ACCUGGCCACUACUACUUCUUAUUAAAAACUAAUCCAUGUUUUUUUUUUCUAAAUAAAAGCAUUUAGUUUAUGGAAUAAAGUAAACAAACAAAUUACGACAGGCUGUGAGAGUAUACAAUUUUAUUAUAUAUUUUUGUACACAUUACAUACGUUCUAACCAUAAACAAUAAUGUUUGAGUAUUUGUUUUGUUUUUAUUAACAAUUAAUUUUUAUUUUAGCAAUUUCGUUGUUUCUGACCAAUUGUCCCAAUCCCAAAUUGCCGAAAAUCCCUCUUUAUAAAUUAUUAAACCCAUUUUCUCUUUGUUUCUCACUUUCAUUCAUUCAUUCACACACACACACACAACGACAACAGAAGAAAAAAAAAGAAAAGAUGGGAGCUUGUGCCACUAAGCCGAAGGGUAUGAAGGCGGAGUCCGGCGAGGCUCCGGAGGAGUUGCCGGCCGAAACCAAACCGGAUCAUGUCGGUGAUGAAAAGGCGAAGGAGAUCGUGGUCGACGAUGACAAGAAAGAAGGUAAUAAGGAGAAGACAGAAGGUGCAGAUCCACCGGAGAAGCAAGCGACCAACCCACCGGAAACUGAAAAGCAAAUAGACCCACUACCGGAGGAGAAGCCGUCCGAAAACAACCCACCGGAGCCAGCAGUUUCGGACUCUGUUACAGAAAACAACACUGUAAUCUCAUCAGAGAAAUUAAUGGAAACCCCAAAUGAGGAAAACAAAGAAAUUGACCCGAAAAAUGAAGACAAGAUCAAAGUGGAAGUUACCACUGAAAAUGAUGUUCCUCCGGAGAAGACAGAGUCAUCGGAGAAACCAACUGAAACAGAGAAAGAAGUGAAGGUAAUUAAUUAAUAAAUAAUUUUCAAAACAAAAAUCCCUUCAUUAGUUAAUUACGCUGAGGAACCAAUAUCCAAAUUGUUUCAUUUUCGUCUUCCUUUUUUCCUUUUAGGUAUGUUAUGAAUUAUGGGGAAAAAUACAUACCUUCAUCUUUA
Molecule: messenger RNA, 988 nt
Organism: Cucumis melo (muskmelon)
Lineage: Eukaryota; Viridiplantae; Streptophyta; Magnoliopsida; Cucurbitales; Cucurbitaceae
Exons: 2
Coding region: 372-848 (158 amino acids)
Source: RefSeq, a predicted model, not a curated record